AUGAAGUACAUUAUUGAGCAUAUGGAGGAAGGAUUCAGUGAAUGGGUCAUUUUAGAGUACAGCCAAAUCUUAAGAGAAGUGGGAGCUGAAAACUUGAUUUUGUCGUCCUUGCCAGAGAGAACAACGGAAAAGGACAUUCCGCAGAAACUACUAAAACUUGGUUUAAGAUGGACAACAAAGGAUUUGAAGGGUAUUAAUGAAGAUUUCAAAGAUUUGGAACUUUUAAAAGAUGGCAGAGUUUGCCUGUUGGACCCCAGGGCUAAGAUCGAUUUACAGCCUGAGGAUGCUGCAAAAUUCGACUAUUUUGUAUUUGGUGGUAUAUUAGGAGAUCACCCUCCAAGAGAUCGUACCAAAGAACUAAAGACUACCUAUCCGAAUCUGCUAAUUAGCAGGAGACUAGGUGAUAAGCAAAUGACUACAGAUACUGCCAUAAGAACAACACAGCUGAUUAUUGAAGACGGAAUUGAGUUUGAGGACAUCAAGUUCAUUGACUACCCUGAAUUUAGGUUUAAUAAAAAUGAGGCCACAGAAAUGCCAUUCAGAUACGUUCUUGAUAAAGAAGGUAAACCAAUCUUGCCUGAAGGGAUGUUGGAUUUGAUUAAGAAGGAUUCUGCUCAAAGUUUGGAUGAUCUAUUGAUCUAG
This is a messenger RNA of Saccharomyces paradoxus, 642 nucleotides long. It is a transcript of the gene SFM1, whose product is annotated as protein-arginine N-methyltransferase SFM1. The record is from RefSeq and is a predicted model, not a curated record. The transcript has a single exon. Gene Ontology annotation, biological process: peptidyl-arginine methylation. Bases 1 to 642 code for a protein of 213 amino acids. NCBI's taxonomy places the organism in Eukaryota, Fungi, Ascomycota, Saccharomycetes, Saccharomycetales, Saccharomycetaceae. Gene Ontology annotation, molecular function: protein-arginine omega-N monomethyltransferase activity.